Messenger RNA from Vespa crabro (European hornet), 2478 nucleotides. Its product is annotated as damage-control phosphatase ARMT1-like. Gene Ontology annotation, cellular component: nucleus; cytoplasm. NCBI's taxonomy places the organism in Eukaryota, Metazoa, Arthropoda, Insecta, Hymenoptera, Vespidae. The record is from RefSeq and is a predicted model, not a curated record. Gene Ontology annotation, molecular function: phosphatase activity. Gene Ontology annotation, biological process: DNA damage response. The coding region runs from base 127 to 1599 and encodes 490 amino acids. The transcript has 7 exons.
UGAUCGAAAUUUUUUGAUAAAAUCAAUCGAUCAAAGAGUUAACCCGCCAAAAUUUCAUAUUGUCACGGAGUUUAAUACUGCGCAUGCGUGAAACAGACUAUUCUUAUAACCUAUAGAUAAACGUGAAUGACUGAGAAAAAGCUCAAACAAUUAUCAUUCAUUUUAUGCCUCUUGUUAACAUCAAUGGCUAUAAACACGAAACAAACCAUGCCAACAAUUAAAUCUAAUUCGGUGGAGAUUGCAAAUCUUCAAGAUACUUUGACACCCUUUGGUGUACGUCUUUCUGGAAUUUAUAUGCGGAGUUUUGCUUAUGUUACACUUAAGGAUAGAUUACCCAUAAUAUUAACAAAAAUUAUAGACAACUUUAGUCGUAAUAAAGAACAAAUCGCAGAAAAAUUUGGACAGAAUGCUACGGAAGAAAUAAAACAAAUGGUGGGAUUUAUAAGUCAAUUGAAAAAUGAGAUUGUUACUAAUAAGGCAUUGAAAAUAUUACCAACGAUAGAAAAUGACGAUGACAAUGAUGCAUCUGUUUGGAACAAGUAUUUGGAAGAUAAAACUGAAAAAGAAGGCACCGUACCAACCUGGUUUAAUACAGAAUGGUUGUACUGCGAAUGCUACAUGUAUCGUAGUCUGGCACAAAAAUUUCUUCUUAUGAAUGCUUUACGUACGUAUGAUCCAUUUCAACAGCAGAAAAGAGAUGCUUUUAUUAAUUCCCUAAAUACAAUAAAAAUUCUCAAUAAGUAUUUGUUAGAUAUAAUUGACAAAGUAAAAUUAAUGGAGGAAGUUGAAAAGAAACAAAAAUUCUUUAAAUUAAUUCAAUUGAAUCUGUGGGGAAACAGAUGUGAUUUAUCUCUAAGUGCAGGAUCUGAUAGUAGUCAAAUUAGUAAUCCUAUAGAACAAUUAGAAACUCUUCACAAUGAUAUACUUGAUAAUGCCACUGAUUUUGCUUGGCAACUUCUUAGUAAACAAAAACUAAAUGAUUCUAAUAUUAUAGACAUGGUAUUAGAUAAUGCAGGAUAUGAACUUUUCACUGAUAUAUGUUUAGCAAUUUUCCUAGUUAAUUUUGGCUUAGCCGGAAAAGUUCGAUUUUAUGUAAAACGCUAUCCAUGGUAUGUCAGUGAUACUAACACUCAUGAUUUUCAUUGGGUAUUGGAUUAUAUGAAAAAAUCCUCAAAUCCAGAAUUAGAAAGAACAGCGCAGUUAUCUUAUGAUUACUUAAAAAACAAUAUUUGGACCAUUGAGGAAGAAUCUUAUUGGACAAGUCCUUACGAUUUUGCAGAAAUGAAAGAAAAGGAUAAAGUAUUAUAUGCGAAAUUAUCAGAUGCUAAAUUAGUAAUAUUUAAAGGUGAUUUAAAUUAUAGAAAAUUAUUAGGUGAUAUAAAUUGGGAAUAUACUACUUCAUUUAUGGAAGCAUUGAGAGGUUUUAGGCCAACAAAUAUUUUGAGUUUGAGAACAAUAAAGUCUGAUGUUUGUGUUGGAUUACCACUUGGAAAAGGUGAAAUGUUAUACGAAAAAGAUGAAAAUUGGAUGAUUACUGGUAAAUAUGGUCUUAUUCAAGCAACAGUUGAAAAUGUUUGUAACUGUUCCACUAUAUGUUAAUAAGCGAAAUUAAAUUAAAGAUAAUACUAUUGUUAUAUCUAUAAAGAGAAAAUUUUAUAUAAAUUUAUUAAGUCACAUAAAUGCAACAACUCCUAAUUCGUCUAGUUGCAUUUAAAUCUACAGAUUGAUAUAUCUAAAUGUUUUCGAGUAAAAUAUUAAUGUCAAUGUACAUGUACCAUUUGUUAUAUCUAUUAAAUUUUUUUCUUUUUUCAUUUCUUACUCUAUUUUAUUUAUAAUUAUAAUGGAGAAAUAUUAUUAUAUAAAUUUCCAUUUUAAAUAUAAUACAAAUAGAAAUGAAAGAAAUAAUGGAUAGACUGAUGCAAUGAGAAUUACAUUAUUGUAAUAAUAUCACCCAUUUAUACUAUAGAUUGUAUAAAUUUUCUACGUACAUAAUAUAUAUAUCAUGUAUAUACAUAAGAAAGAAUUAGUAGUUUCUACAAUUACAUUUUCAUACUAUGUGAAUCAGUCUUACGAAAAAGUAAUAUUUCAAUUUGUUAUAUAUCAUAAUAGAAAUGAUAGUGAGAAUAUAUAGAUCAUUUUUGGAUUAAAAAAAAAUGUUGUCUUUUUAAAUUAUAAUAUUACAAAAACAAAAUGAUUUUUAGAUGUAUAUGUAUUAUCAGCAAUAUUUAAUUUAUUACAUUCAAUACAUGUUUAUAAUGGUAGUAAUGAUGAUAAUAAUAAUAAUAAUAAUAAUAAUAAUAAUAAUAAUAAUAAUAAUAAUAAUAAUAAUAAUAAUAAUAAUAGUAAUAAUAAUAAUAAGAAGAAUAAGUAUCUAUUUCUUUUAAAUAGAUAAUAUCCUUCUGUUCUAUAAAUGUUUGUACACAGUGAUGUAUAGUAAUGCAUAUCAAGUAAUAAAAAAUAAAAUAAUUUUUUUAAGGA